UUUCCGGACAGGGAAGCGCAACCAGGGCGCAUGCGCGAAUAGAAAACCCAAAAGCACGAUGUCGAGCCUGGCGUCCUGUGACCCUUCGGGUCUCCAAGCGGCCCCGGCGGCCGAGGAGAAGCCGGCCCCGCCUUCUUCCCUGAAGCCGUGCUGCGCCUGCCCCGAGACCAAGCGGGCGCGCGAUACUUGCAUCAUUGAAAAGGGAGAGGAACACUGUGGUCCUCUUAUUGAAGCGCAUAAAGAAUGCAUGCGAGCCUUGGGUUUUAAGAUAUGAACCAGAAGAACAAGAGCUCUGAAUAUAUAUCAGGUGGUUUGCUGUGGAUUAUACUUUUGGUGACUUUACAUCUAUCGCUGCUAAAAUAGAUUUUUAAAAUAUUUUGUAUCAGAAUAUGAAUUUUUUUGAAAUAUUUAUGACGGAUUCUUGUAUCACAACAGUACAUUUCCUUAUUAUCCUCUUUCUGGAUCCAGACAUUGUGAAAAUAUGAGAUAUUCUCCUAAACAUUUUCCCAUGUUUUCAUUUCAGCAAAUCAGAUAUUGGUUCUGUGGAAUGUUGUUUCUUCAUAGAACCACAAAAUAUUUUCUGUUAUUUUCUGUAUGCAUUACAAUGAGAUAUUACAAAUGCAAUAAAUAAAAAUGAAGUAGUCUGAA
Molecule: messenger RNA, 648 nt
Organism: Anolis carolinensis (green anole)
Lineage: Eukaryota; Metazoa; Chordata; Lepidosauria; Squamata; Anolidae
Product: cytochrome c oxidase copper chaperone
Exons: 3
Coding region: 59-274 (71 amino acids)
Biological process (GO): mitochondrial respiratory chain complex IV assembly
Cellular component (GO): mitochondrial intermembrane space
Molecular function (GO): copper ion binding; copper chaperone activity
Source: RefSeq, a predicted model, not a curated record